CGUCAAUUCUGCCGUGUGCUAACCAUGGCGGCUGGCUGCAUGAGAGGGAAAUCAAGCCGGCUUUGCUGAGGAGCUCUUCGUCGCCACUAGGGCUAGAGGCGACUAGAGAUAGGGCGACGAUCGAUUCCUCCCCUUUCCACGCAUAGAUGGAUCGAUCGGGCGCUCUGGUAGGUAUCACGCGGAUCUGAUCUAGGCUAGAUCGUACAUUUGCGGGGAAGGGACAGGGAUUGCGAUCGAUCGAUCGUUCUGUGACCGAAAUAUCGCGGCUAGAACAGGCUAUUUGCAGGGUCGCAAAGAAAUUCUAGCACAGGGGCAGCAAGAAUGUCUGCGCCAGCGCCGAGUCCUCCAGCCGGGGGAGGAGGAGGAGCUCCACCGCCGGCUGUUCCAUCGGCUCCAGCUCCAGUGCCGCCAGCCUCACCUCCUCCUCCAGUAGCUCCCGUUGUUCCUUCCUCUCCGCCUCCUACUACUGGUCCUCCAGUCGUUUUACCACAGCCUGUGGUUCCAUCUCCUCCUCCUCCUCCUGUUCUUCCUGGCACACCUCCUGCUCCUCCGGCCUCUCCUCCGCCGGCUAUAGUCAAUCCUCCGCAAAAUCCAGCUCCAGGCACUCCAUCCGCGCCAACACCGCCCAUUCCAUCAACGCCAACGCCUCCUUCUCGAGGAUCUCCUCCGAGAACACCAAGUACUGGCAAUGGUGGUGGAAACCCAGCGACUAGCGAUAGCGGCGGCGGCGGCGGCAAUAGCCCGAUUACCACUGGCGCGAUUGUGGGGAUUGCCGCGGCCGGGAUUUUGAUCUUGAUCGUGCUCGCGCUGGUGGUUUGCUGCCUCCGAAGGAAGCCCAAGAGGAAGUAUAGACGAGAUGACCACGAGUAUGGAUCCGGGCAAUACAAAGCUGAGAUGUAUGAAGCUGGCAGGAGACCAAGACCAGAUCAUUAUGGCCACAAGCCUCCUCCGCCACCGCCGCCGCCGCCGCCGCCGCCGCCUCACAAGCAUUACGCGUAUGGCUCUCCAGUUCCGCCACCACCUCCGCCACCUCCGCCGCCACCACCGCACUAUAGCAGCUCGGGAAGCCAGGAUUCCUGGAGGCCAGUUCCGCCACCACCACCACCGCCCGGUAUGAGCCCGGGCAUGGGUAGCUCCAGGUCGUGGUUCACGUACGAGGAACUUGAGGCAGCGACUGCUGGAUUCUCCAGGGCCAAUCUUCUCGGCGAGGGUGGUUUUGGCUGUGUAUACAAGGGAUUUUUACCUGGUGGACAGGUUGUGGCUGUGAAGCAGCUUAAAGUUGGAAGCGGCCAAGGAGAGCGUGAGUUUCGAGCCGAGGUUGAGAUUAUCAGCAGAGUUCAUCACAGGCAUCUAGUGUCGCUGGUUGGAUACUGCAUUGCUGAUGCUCAGAGGCUGCUGGUUUACGAUUUCGUGCCAAAUGGAACGCUGGAGCAUCACCUGCACGGUAAAGGUAGACCCGUGAUGGAUUGGCCAACGAGAUUGAAAAUAGCUUCUGGUUCUGCUCGUGGACUAGCAUAUCUUCAUGAAGACUGCCAUCCUCGAAUCAUUCAUCGGGACAUAAAGUCGUCUAACAUUCUUUUGGAUAAUAAUUUUGACGCUCAGGUCUCUGACUUUGGGCUUGCGAAGCUCGCUUCUGACACUUACACACAUGUCACUACUCGAGUUAUGGGAACCUUCGGAUACCUUGCGCCUGAGUACGCCUCUACAGGAAAACUGACGGAGAAGUCAGACGUGUACUCCUUUGGAGUCGUCCUACUGGAACUUAUAACGGGAAGGAGGCCUGUAGAUACCACGCAACGUGUGGGAGACGAAAGCUUGGUCGAAUGGGCACGACCAUACCUCACGCAGGCUAUCGAGAAUGGCGACCUCGACGGCAUAGUCGACGAAAGACUAGCAAACUACAACGAGAACGAGAUGCUACGAAUGGUCGAGGCGGCUGCAGCCUGCGUUCGACACUCAGCCAGCAAACGCCCAAGGAUGGCACAGGUUGUCCGCGCUCUAGAAAGCGAUGGAGCAAUCUCCGACCUCAACCAAGGAGUAAAGCCAGGCCACAGCUCGAACUUCACGAGCGCGGACUACGAUAGCAACCAGUACGCCUCGGACAUGAAAAGGUUCCGAAAGGCGGUGUUUGGAAGCCAAGAACACGGGAGCUCCGAGCACAGUGGCCCGCCGACGAGCGAGUAUGGGAUGAAUCCCUCGGUGUCGAGCAGCGAAGGGAUGAGCAGCAUGGAGAUGGAGAGGCGGCGGGCCGGGUUGCUCAGGAGCUCGGACACGACGAGCUCCAGCGAGAUUAAUGCCAACACCAACACCAAUGAUCGUCUCAAUGGCCGGUAAAGUUUCGAAAGGAAAGAUCACAGGGAAGAAGAAAAGAUUUUUCUACAAGAACUUUUUGAUCAUACGACGUUGUCUCGUUUGUACAAUAUAUUUUAUCGACCUUGGAGAAUUUUUAGGGUU
Messenger RNA from Selaginella moellendorffii, 2454 nucleotides. RefSeq names its product proline-rich receptor-like protein kinase PERK1. The record is from RefSeq and is a predicted model, not a curated record. Gene Ontology annotation, biological process: protein phosphorylation. Gene Ontology annotation, molecular function: protein kinase activity; ATP binding. The coding region runs from base 322 to 2334 and encodes 670 amino acids. The transcript is spliced from 8 exons. Lineage: Eukaryota; Viridiplantae; Streptophyta; Lycopodiopsida; Selaginellales; Selaginellaceae.